UGCUCUCGGAGAGAAGCCGGAAGCGUUCCAAUUCCUUCGAGGGCGGUGAUAACGAGCGGUAAUUACGCGAGGCGAUUGUUACAUAAAGUUAACUAUUUGCAGAGAGAGGAUAGGAGUCUGCUGGCGCAGUUUUUCUACGCGGAUGAGUCCCUCAACGGGGUGGCCUGCGAGCUCGACUCCUUCGACGGCCGCCAGGAGCCCGAACGUUGCACCUCUCUUGUCAAUCAGCUGCGCCACUGCCAGGAUAAAGUUCUCACUAUCUGCAACCAAAUAAUGGACGAGUUGAUACCAGAAUCCCGGGCGAAUCGCGAUUUCCGCGUCAAGUUCCCGGAUGACGUCAUGCAGGAGAAUCUCGCAGGUCAGCUGUGGUUCGGAGCCGAGUGUCUUGCCGCUGGCUCCUCUAUUCUAAAUCGCGAGGCCGAGAGCUCGGCGAUGCGGCCACUGGCUAAGGCACUCACCAAAUCUCUCGAGAUCGUACGCAACUUAUUGCGGGAACAGGUCUUCAAGGGCCAGACAAACAUUAAAACGCAAAACCCACUGGAACCAUCGGCCGAGAAGCUCAUCGAAUCUCUCAAGAUCUUUGAUCGUCUGUUCGCAGAUUUUGAGCUGUGCUACGUAGGGGCAAUGGUACCGGUUAAGUCAACCAAGGAGUACGAGCAACAGGAGCUUGUGUGCGUUUUGUUCUCAGAGACGCUGCAACGAGCACUAGAACGAUCGCUCCUUAGUCAAGCGGAUGUUGACAACUACGAGCCCGCGCUUAUGUUUACUAUUCCAAGACUGGCCAUCGUCGCUGGACUUCUGGCACCGCCUGGUGGUCCACUUUGUCUCAAUUCCGUCGACACCAUUAGCGAAAUGUUCAGACCCUUUCGGAGUCUACUUUUGAAAAUAAGAGAACUUUUGUGGACACUGAAUAACCGUGAACUCUACAUGUUAGAGAAGUUGCUGUGUUCGAUCGAGGAGGCAUCAACGCCAAUAUCGCAGACUAAUCGCUCAACUUGCCAGGACGUCCCGGACCUCGAGGAAUUCGUCUACAAUUUUUACACGGGUUAUCCAAAUUGCAAAGAUUUUAUCGCAGAUUUUUACACCGUAACACGAAACAACGGCAGCAACAUCGACGAAGUUGCCAACGACGCUGUUCUUAUUCUCGAACAGGACAGCAGCGAACAUGUUUUUAAUUCCACAGAACGUAAAAGUAGCUUGGAGACGGACAACGAAGUGCUCAUCCAGAGUGUACACUCCGAGAGCUCUCCAUCUCACGUAAUCAACCAGGACGACUCGUCCGUAUCCAGAGCACCUACGCUUCGUCAUGAUUCGAGCGGCUCUUCCCACUUUUAUUCUUGCGACUCGGUAUCGGUAGAGAUACCGCAGACACAGUACCUGCUGAAUCAAGUUUCCCACGAGAGCAACGUUCCUGUUCAAAGAAUAGAGAUUCCGAGCUCCUUGCCGGAUAUGGAUUCACGGAAGCUCAUAUCCGAGGCCAACAAGAGUCUAUCCAAUCUUCUGCUCGACGCCGAUUGCCAGAACGAGAUAUCGGAGCACGUGGAUUCGGGUAUCUGCACGGUCAUAUCUUCGGAGAAUACAAGCCUCUACGACAAAAGCCCCGAGGAUAAAAAGAGUUUCGAGAAAGAGGAGGAGGAAGUCCUCGAAGAAGAGAGUGGUAACAACUAUUUUUGCUCGCAGUUAAACUCGGCUAAACCGCGUGACUCGGAUACCUCGGACAAUAGCGCUCGAGAGCCGAAGAGUUCGCCUUAUCUAAAGCCUGCUCUCGAGACCUGCAAGCACAGUGCACGUAGCGAACAAAUAAUUGGCAUUGCCUAUGGGAACGGACAGAUUCCCGUCUGCGAGGGUAAUCAGCCGGGCUUCCAGAUUAAUUACAAGGAAAAUUGGGAACGACUGAAUCUAAAGAUCGAAGCCUCGUCUUCGCGGCGAGCCUUCUGGCGUGAGAUUAAUCAGGACACGACCUCGAGCAGGAAGCGUAAAGAGGAGAAGCAGCGUCGACGUCGCAGGCACCAUCGUAGAAAAUGCGAGGCCACGACCGAUCAGCCUCCCAGGAAACAACGGCAUCAGCAACACGAGCAGCAGCAGCAGCAGCAGCAGCAGCAGCAGCAACAGCUACAGCAACCGAAAAUAAUGGCCGAACAGAUUCCGACGAGCAGCGAGAGUUCACGUUCCAAUUCGGUUGAUCGCUGUUUACAGCCACGACUACUUGGCCUCGGUUCGAGUCUCCAUCCUAGUCAAAACACUCGACAGAUGCCCAAGUUCGGCGGUUGUAGUCCCCACGCGAGCCCCCGGAUGCAGCACUUCGAGUGCCGAGGUACGAAUUCUCUGCGGACUUUCGGCACCACCUCUGGCCACCAGAUGGCAUCCCACAGUAAGAAGCUUUUGGAGCACCGACGGUCCCGCUCCGAGCAGCUGCAGCGACUCAAGAGGCGGGAAAGAGCCGCGUACAAGCUCGAUCACUUUCGCAAGAGGAACAAUUGUAGUGACUUGAUAAACGACGGGCUUGGUCCGAGGACUAACAAAAGUGGCGUGGUCGUGAGUAGUGUGCACCUAAACUCGCUAGAGGUGCCGCCAGGAAUGAGGCCGGAUUUCGUUUCAAGCUCGAGCUGCUCGAGCUGCUGUGACUCGAGUUCCGAAACCAGUGAGUUUCAGAGUGACUGCCAGGACGAUGAGGAGAUAGCGCUCGCGAUGCAGGCUGCCGAGAUAGCUAACAGAAAUCAAAUUAGGGCGAAAUUUCGUUCAUCCGAGGAUCUAGUCCAUAGGCUUUUCGUCUGUAUAGCUGGAGUCGCGGAUCAAUUGCAGACGAAUUUCGCGUCUGAUCUACGCAACAUUCUUAAGUGCGUUUUUCUCAUGAACAGUAGUCAAGUGCCGAACGUGGAUGAGAAAAUUGAUGAUGAACCACCACCCGUCUCGCAAAUCGAGUUAAAUAUGCCAAGUUCAAACGAGAGCUUAGAACAUCAAGAAUCCGUAGAGGACGAUGAAUUGGCCGAGGAGCAUGAGCCAAACGAAGAGCGAAGUUCUCCGAUAACGGAGCGAGGCGAGGAAUGCGUGGAGCGGGCUCCGAUCUGGGUUCCGGACAGCGUGGCACCCCGCUGCAUGGCUUGCCAGGCAGGUUUUACGGUUGUCCGGAGGCGCCACCAUUGCAGAAAUUGCGGGAAGGUGUUUUGCGGCCGUUGCAGUGGCAACAGCGUGCCCUUGCCUCGCUACGGACAUACGAAGCCGGUGCGCGUCUGCAACCGUUGCUUUCUCUAUCAGGUGACUCCCUUCACGGUUAGGCAAGUCGCAUCGACCAGUUGAAUUAUUAUGGCCGUAUAAAGGAGUAAUUUCAAUGCCGACGCCAACGUGCGCGUAUUCGUCGUUAAGAGAGUUUGCGCCGACCUCAGUCGCAUUUUAUAAAAUCCUUCAUUCUUAUGUACGUAAUUGAAUUUAUUCCAUUGAUUCUUAAACUUAACAAUGUCUUUCACACGCUACGCACGGCAUUAUUACAAAAUUGACGAUUUCGAAUUUAUAGUUUGAGCGUCCAUUAUCACGA
Ceratosolen solmsi marchali is the source of this 3532-nucleotide messenger RNA. RefSeq names its product lateral signaling target protein 2 homolog. NCBI's taxonomy places the organism in Eukaryota, Metazoa, Arthropoda, Insecta, Hymenoptera, Agaonidae. Gene Ontology annotation, molecular function: metal ion binding. The transcript has 7 exons. The coding region runs from base 274 to 3297 and encodes 1007 amino acids. The record is from RefSeq and is a predicted model, not a curated record. Gene Ontology annotation, cellular component: early endosome membrane.